ACGAAAUGCAACCUAAAAUUUAAUUAUAAUUUUGUGUUUAUACCUAUAUGAUAUAUUUUUAAUAGCACAUGCCGGUGAUUGUUUUAUGAAAUCCCUAUCCAUUUUCAUAACAAAAAUUGUAAACCGAUUAACCGGGUCUGACUGUAAUAAAAUAUGCCGGAUUACAAUAACAUUGUUCGCGCGAUGUUUUUCAUUUCGUUGUUCGGUUACGCAAGGGUUUUGGAGAACGGACUAGUACGUACGCCUCCCAUGGGGUGGAUGUCGUGGGGGUAUUACAUGUGCGGCACGGAUUGCGAACAAAAUCCGGACAAAUGCUUAGAUGAGAAAUUAAUCUUGUCCGUGGCAGACACAUUUUACAAUGAAGGUUACCAGGAAGCAGGUUUUGAAUAUAUCAUUAUCGAUGACUGCUGGUCCGAACAUCACAGAGACAAAGACGGAAGACUUGUGCCUGAUAGGCUGAGAUUUCCUAAUGGCAUGAAGUACAUUGCUGACUAUAUACAUUCACGCAAUCUCAAAUUCGGUAUGUACACAAACGUAGCUGAUGUCACUUGUAUGAGGUAUCCGGGCUCAAAAGGACAUUUUAAAGUCGACGCUGACACUUUUGCUCAAUGGGGUGUCGAUUAUCUCAAAGUGGAUGGGUGUUUUGUGGGAGAACAGUACUUAAAUAAUGCAUACAUACAUUUUGGUGGAUAUUUAAACAAAACCAAUAGACCUAUGGUAUAUUCAUGUAGCUGGCCCUAUUACAUAGAGUUUAUACACAAUAGGAAGCCGGAUUACCCUACUAUAUCAAAACACUGUAAUCUAUGGCGGAAUUACCAUGAUGUCGUGACAUCUUGGAGCGCGGUCAAAAACAUUAUCCAGCACUACGAAGAUGAAUAUUCUGGUUUGGAAAAGUACCACGGACCCGGUCAUUGGAAUGACCCGGAUAUGCUAAUUUUCGGUACCGAUUCCCUGACAGAAGCACAAAGCAAAAUACAUAUAAGUGUUUACGCAAUGCUCUCGGCGCCUUUGCUCUUGAGUUGCGACAUGACCCGAGUGAAGGGAUACGAAAAGAACCUGCUCUUGAAUUUGGACCUCAUGGCGAUCGCUCAGGAUCCGUUGGGGAUCAUGGCUCGACCUUAUAGGAUUGAUUACAUAACUUUAUGGGUGAAACCAAGGAUGCCGAGGAAGGGCGAUAUAUACCCGUCCUACUCGUUCGCCCUGGUCAAUGUCAGCGGUCAGAAACGUACAAUAACCGUGAGGCCUUCGAACUACGGCCUCAAUUGUACUGACGGGUACAGCGUGAUGGACAUUUUUAGUAAGAGAUUUUUGAAAAAUAUAACUUUUGAAGACAGCAUCGACGUGACCGUUCCUUCUGAAGAUGUCAUAUUAUAUACUUUGUUCCCGUUGUGAUAAAUACAUACAGCUGAAACUAAACGAAGUACUUAAAAUGAUUGUGAUUAUUAAAUAAUUCAUCCAA
Messenger RNA from Bombyx mandarina (wild silkworm), 1459 nucleotides. RefSeq names its product alpha-N-acetylgalactosaminidase. Lineage: Eukaryota; Metazoa; Arthropoda; Insecta; Lepidoptera; Bombycidae. Gene Ontology annotation, biological process: glycoside catabolic process; oligosaccharide metabolic process. The record is from RefSeq and is a predicted model, not a curated record. Gene Ontology annotation, cellular component: cytoplasm. Gene Ontology annotation, molecular function: alpha-galactosidase activity.